Molecule: messenger RNA, 1446 nt
Organism: Fonticula alba
Lineage: Eukaryota; Rotosphaerida; Fonticulaceae
Exons: 4
Coding region: 135-1295 (386 amino acids)
Biological process (GO): base-excision repair, AP site formation via deaminated base removal; base-excision repair
Cellular component (GO): nucleus; mitochondrion
Molecular function (GO): uracil DNA N-glycosylase activity
Source: RefSeq, a predicted model, not a curated record
AUCGAAUCUCCUCCCCGCUCGUUGCAUUAUUUUUAUCAUUAUUCCGUGCCUGGUUCCGCGUCGCCCCUUGCACCGUCCGUCAUCCCUCCGCUGCAUCCCUCCCUCUCUGUCUGGCCUCCCUCCUCCUUUCGGUCAUGUCCGAUCCCGCGAGCAUCCUCCGCGAGUUGCAAAAGCACUCGCAGUCCCUCCGCCAGUCGAGUCAGCUGCUGCUUCAGCAAAUCCAGGAGCAGGAAAGCGGUCUGAACAAGCUCCGCCACCAGCUGUCCGCGGUGCUGGCGCACAGCGAGUCAACCCAGCGUCUGAUCCGGGCGUUGUCCGCGCCGGGCGUUCUGCCGGCCGGCAGUCAGGAGGCCAAGUCCGAGGAGGCCGGAGCGGCGUCGGCAUCUGCCGGCCCGGAUGGCGGUGACACGAUCGGCGACACGGACAUCGGAUCGCGCAAGCGCACGGCCCUCUUGUCCGGGACCAUGUUGGGUUAUAUGCAGCCCCCUGCCAAGGUCAUGCGCACGGCCGACCCCGCCGACAAGGCCGACCCCGCCGACAAGGCCGAGCCGGCUGGCGCUGCCCAGCAAGACAUCUGGCAUUCUUUUGCUCAGGGCCUGACCAUCGAGGCCGGUUGGGCGCGGGUCCUGGCUAGCGAGUUCCCGAAGCCCUAUUUCCAGAGGCUCGCGAACUUCCUGCGCUACGAGUACGCCACCAGCAUCGUCUACCCCUCGCCGGAGAAGAUCUUCAACUGGUCGCAUCUGUCCCCCUGGUCCUUCGACGACUCGGGCUCGGACACCGGCAUCCGGGUGGUCCUCAUUGGCCAGGAUCCCUACAUCAAUCCCAGCCAGGCGGUCGGCCUGUCGUUCAGUGUCCCGCGCGGCAUGCAGAUCCCCCCCUCCCUGAGGAACAUUUACAAGGAGCUGUCCAACGAUCUGCCCGAGGAGUUCCCCGUCAUCCCGAACCACGGGUGCCUGGAUGGCUGGGCCCGCCAGGGUGUCCUCCUCCUGAACGCCAUCCAGACCGUCCGGCAGAAGGAGUCCAACUCCCACGUCGAUUCCGGGUGGGCGGAAUUCACCUCGGCCGUGGUCAAGGCCAUCGACGAGAAGGCCCCCCUGUCGGUGGUUUUCCUGCUGAUGGGUCGCCAGGCCCAGCGUUUUGAGACUCUCGUUCGCAAUCCCAAGCACAAGAUUGUCAAGUCUGCUCACCCCUCGCCCUUGAGCGCGGCCAGGUUCUUCGGUUGCAAGGUCUUCUCCAAGACCAACAACCUGCUGGAGGCGGCUGGCCGCCGGAAGGUCAACUGGGCCGAUCUCUGAUCCCCCGGUCGUCGGCAAAAGGUCCCCGAGGGCAGCCCCCUUCGUCGCCUUUCCGCGCGUCCGGCCCUCCUCCAUGUUGCCGCUCUUCCUGGCUCUCUUGAUCUCCCAUGCUGCGCGCGCGCGCGCCAGGACACACACACACACACACACA